AUGGAUUCAAUUCUUCAAAGAUUCAAUGAAUCAAGAUCAGACGAGGGUGCGGAACCCAUAUUAAGGCAAAAGCUGACAUUUGACCGCAAGCCAAAUGAAUUUGCUUUGAGUUUUGAAAAGCGCAUGUAUGAGCGACAAUACUAUUUAAUGUAUCAACGCCGAUUGGAAGUUUUAAGGGAGCGGGUAACUAAGAAAUGCGAAGCAAAGUGGGACGAUGGUUUUAGACUUCGCGGUAAACUUGUGGUCAAAAAGAAUAAAGUUUUAGACAUUCGUGCUAGUGAGCCAUGUUGGUGUGUGGGUACAAUAUACUGUGAAAUGAAAUACAAGCCUAAUAUUCUCGACGAGGUUGUUAAUGAUGUUUAUGGUGCUCCAGACUUAGUUAAAAGCUAUACAGAUCCAGAAGGGACUGAUGAGAUCAUGUUGGAGGACGAAAGUGGGCGUAUAUUGUUGGUGGGUGACCUAGUAAAAAAAACUCCUUUUGUAAGCGGCACAGUUGUUGGCAUUUUGGGAAUGGAAGCAGAAGCUGGUACAUUCCAAGCCCUCGAUAUAUGUUAUCCUUAUCCUAUACCUCAAGCCCCACUGCCUUCAGUACCGACUAAAGGAAAAAUAGCCCUUUUGUCAGGUUUGAACGUGGUUCCAAACGACCCAGUUUUAUCUACGAAGCUAAAAGUACUGGAGGAUUAUUUGAGCGGCGAUAUAAUUGAUAGUAAGGAAGUAUCAAAGAUCGGGAGGCUCGUGAUUUGUGGUAAUUCUAUGCACCCAAGUAGCUCUUCUGAUCUUCCUGGUUGUCUAAAUGAGCUUGGAGGCUUUCUAGUUAAUGUUCUACGAACGAUUCCAGUUGAUAUCAUGCCUGGUGAAAAUGACCCUAGCGACAGAAGCCUUCCUCAACAACCAUUGCAUAAAGCAUUGUUUUCAGAUGUAUUAUCUGAUCAGCUUGAAAAUGUAGAAGAGUCACUUUUUCGACCUGUCACGAACCCCAUGUGGUUUGCGAUUAAUGGCUUGGAUUUGUUGGGUACUAGUGGUCAAAACAUUAAUGAUAUUUGCAAGUAUAUUAUACCAAAUUUCAACAAUACGGAUGAUUUAUCAGUGGAAGAGCAAACCAAUGCUAGAUUUCGCAUGAUCGAAGGAACCUUAAAAUGGCAGAACAUUGCACCCACAGCGCCAGACACUCUUUGGUGUUAUCCUUACCAAGAUAAUGAUCCGUUCAUUCUUGACAGAUGGCCUCAUGUUUAUUUUAUCGGUAACCAGCCUCAGUUUGCUGCGAGGGAUAUCAACUUGGGCGACGAUUUGAGAGUCAAGGCAAUCACUUUACCGGAAUUCAGCACGACCGGCCAGAUUGUAAUUUUGGACUUAGACACUCUUGAUACAGAAUUGAUUACAAUUCGUGCAUAA
Lachancea fermentati is the source of this 1392-nucleotide messenger RNA. The record is from the annotation of a GenBank genome assembly. Lineage: Eukaryota; Fungi; Ascomycota; Saccharomycetes; Saccharomycetales; Saccharomycetaceae.